UCAUCUGCAGACUUCCUCAAACACACUCACACAAACACCCGCACCUCCUGUUCCUCCUCCUUCUCCUCCUCCUUCUCUCUCUCCUUCUGCAGCUCUUCAAGCUGUAGCCUGGAAGGCAGGGUCACUCUGCUGGACUGUGUGCUGCUCUGCUCACAGACAGCUUAGCUCAGUCGGAGACUUAAGUUGAGUUGUGGACAGUGUGUUGACUGGGGAAGACCGUGUUGUGACUCUGAUGUACUGCGUGGACUGCACUCCCUGCCUCUGGAGCCCCCAUGUGGCUUUAGGCUGCUGCUCUGCUGAUCUCGGUUGUGGCUGCCGUUCGUCCGUGCUGUCUUGUCCCCACGGAAACCUACCAAGCAGGCAGAUGGUCUGAGCAGUCAAGGGAAAAGUUUAUAACAGCAGCUCGUUGGUAAAAGACACGAUCACAGAGAACCAGUUUGAGUUCCUCUCUCUUUCUCCAGUCUCCUGUGAGGCAGCUGACCAUCUUUAUGGAAGUGGCAACAGCAACAGGAGCGCUCUGGCUGAAGAGGUCGAGAUUCUCCCCUUCUUUCUCGGGUCUCUCUUUCUGAGUAACUGGACUAACUGUGGAUUAGGAUCUUUUUUUGGGUCGAUUGGAAACUUCACACGUCACAACCUGGAUAUUACUUUAAAGGCUGAUUUCUAGAGUAAAGGCGAUCUUCUAGAGCUCUAGUGGGGAUCUUCUUGCCUGACCACCACCAUGGAAGAGCAGGCGGUGUCCAACAGUAGUCCCCAGCAUGGCCUGGGCAGGCGGAACGUCAUCAGGUGUGGCUGGCUGAGGAAGCAGGGAGGCUUUGUGAAGACUUGGCACACACGCUGGUUCGUACUUCGAGGGGAACAGCUAUACUAUUACAAAGACGAGGAGGAGACUAAAGCCCUGGGGACCAUUCUGUUACCUGGAAACAGAGUCACUGAGCAUCCCAGCAAUGGCGACGAGGGGGGAAAAUUCCUGUUUGAGGUCUCUGCAGGAGGAGACAGGGAGCGGAUGACAGCGAAUCAUGAGACAUACCUUCUUAUGGCCAGCACCCAGAAUGACAUGGAGGAUUGGGUGAAGACCAUACGCAGGGUCAUAUGGGCCCCAUUUGGUGGAGGUAUCUUUGGUCAGAAGCUGGAGGAGACGGUGCGGUACGAGAGGCGUUAUGGGGGCAGGCAGGCCCCCAUGCUGGUGGAGCAGUGUGUGGGCUUUAUACGCAAGUGGGGCCUGCGGGAGGAAGGACUGUUCAGACUACCAGGGCAAGCCAACCUGGUCAAAGAGCUGCAGGAUGCCUUUGACUGCGGAGAGAAGCCCUCCUUCGACUGUAAUACAGAUGUUCAUACAGUAGCCUCUCUACUAAAGCUGUAUCUCAGAGAGCUACCAGAACCAGUCAUCCCCUUCUCCAAGUUUGAUGAGUUCCUCUCCUGCACCAAACUGCUCAGCAAGGACGAGGAAUCUGGAAUGAAGGAACUGAAAAGACAAGUGGAAUGUCUACCUCCAGUCAACUACAAUCUGCUGCAGUACAUAUGCAGAUUUUUAGAUGAAGUCCAGUCCUAUUCAGGUGUGAAUAAAAUGAGUGUCCAGAACCUGGCCACGGUCUUUGGUCCAAAUAUACUACGGCCAAAGAUUGAAGACCCCGUAGCAAUCAUGGAAGGUACAGUGCUAGUGCAGCAGCUGAUGUCUGUUCUGAUUGGUCGUCACGACGUGUUGUUCCCUAGAGACGAGGACAGUCCCAAGACACUGGAGCUGGUCAAUAACAACAACGAGGUCCAGAAGAGGCUGACCCAGAUUGUGCCGACGGUACAGACUACAGAACAGAACAACAAUACCCAAAUACCCCAGCAGAGGGUGAAACAGUGUUCUUGGGAGACCCCCGAGUCGCCUCACCGCCAGCCCCCGGUAACGUUAGACAACAACGGCUCCGGUUCUCCUCGCUCAGCCAGCCCACUUAAUGGCCAUGUUACCGGGCGCUUUGACCUGGCCCGCAGCCCGCCAUUAACCGUUAAGAAGAACCCGGCGGUCUCCAAGGGCAGCGGCGUGGUCACCAACGGCUCGUUUAGUUGUUCCCCCUCUGGAGACGCAGCCAACCAGGAGAAGAGCCAGACUCUGCCCGGUAACACAGGAGGCAUCAGCGGCCUCCAGGUCCGGCGCACCCUGAAGGGAUCGGGCACCAAGAUGGGCACCAGCGGGGUCCCUAAUGGAGGUGUCCGCAUGGGCGUGUCAAGUACCGACGUGGUGAACGGUACCCUGAAUGGGCGUAAUGGUCUGUGGGUGCCCAAUGGCUACCCGGUCACCUUACGAGACAGCAAGUCUCGGGACUGUGGGGAGCAGACGGUGGCCCAGAACCGGCUCUCCACCUAUGACAACGUCCAGCAACAACAACAACAACAGUUACAGAAUCAACAACAGCCGUGUCUCAGCUCUAGCUGUGAGGACAAGCAGAGUGUGGACAGUGCUACCUGGUCCACCUCCUCCUGUGAGAUCUCUCUUCCAGACAACUCCACGUCCUGCCGUUCCUCCACCACCACCUGCCCAGAACAGGACUUCUACGGUGGGCUGGGCCACUACCAGGACCCCCUGCUGCUGCUGGAUGGACCUAGGGGGCUGUCUUCCCUCGAUGAGCAGCCCCAGCCAGGGGGGGACGUGGAGGGGGAGCGGAGGAACGGUGGUGGAGGUAGUGGAGGGAGGGGUAGUGGAGCCACCAGCAGCAGUGAUAACAGUGAGACGUUCCCUGUCAAUAAAGGACCCAGUAGUCACAGUGCUCUACACAGCCUGGUGGCCAGCCUGAAACAGGAGAUGCAGAAGCAGAAGACAGAGUACGAGGCCAGGAUAACAAGCCUGGAGCACAGUAACCUAGAGUUGGAGACUGAGAUGGGGACUCUUCACGAGGAGCUGAACCAGGAGAAGAAGAAGGUCACCAUGGUGGAGAUCAAGUUUCGUAACGCAGAGCGAGCCAAGGAUGAUGCAGAGAAGAGGAACGAGAUGCUGCAGAAAGAGAUGGAACAGUUCUUCUCUACCUUCGGAGAUCUGACCGACGACCCGCGCCGGCCCAGCCGGGCCAAUACCAUCUGGAUCCAGUGAGGGGUUGUGGCAGUGCAGGGUGGACUGUGCCAUUUUAAUCGAAUGAGAGGGGGUGGGACUUGACAAUGACUUGGAGACAUAUUGAAAGUGACAUUACCGUCUGGAUCUUGUGAGGGGGGGGUGUGUACCACCUGGGGGGUGAAAGAAAGUGUGAGAAUGUACUAAGGUGACACUUUGACAGAGUGUACCACCUGAAUCUAGUGCGAGGGAGUGUCACAGUACACGGUGGAAUGUGCCAUUUUAAUCUAGUGAGAGGGGGUGUGGCAGUGCAGAGUGGACUGUGCCAUUUUAAUCUAGUGAGAGGGGGUGCGGCAGUGCAGAGUGGACUGUACCAUUUUAAUCUAGUGAGAGGGGGUAUGGCAGUGUAGAGUGGACUGUGACAUUUUAAUCUAGUGAGAGGCGAUGGGAGUAUGUACUAAGGCAGGGUUUCCCAAACUUGGUCCUUUGGACUCAUGUGGCACAGAUUUUGGUUUUUGCCCUAGCACUACACAGCUGAUUCAAAUAAUGAACUAAUCAUCAACUUUUGAUGGCAAAAACCAAAACGUGCACGUGUGGUCCCCAGGACUGAGUUUGGGUAACCCUGUACUAAGGAGUAGAAAAAACAUUGAGAGAGACAAUACCGUCUGAAAGCAAGAGACUUAUGGAUUCAGUGUGUAGUGGGACAGGGUGCAUGCCGCUGGACCUCAACCAUGCUGACUGACUGUGGCAAUAUUACUGAAGACGUCAGGCGGCUGGUUAUCUGCCUGACACAGACUAUACCCAGUCUAUACAUGGACUACUGAAAGACUACACUACCCAUAAAACCAUUCUUCUUCCCCAUUUUCCUUCAAGAUCCAAUCAAGUAUAUAAUCAACCCUGUUCCAUAUUAUCAUGUAUCUGCUUGUGUAUAUAAAGGAAAAACAAUGCUGAAGAAAAGUUAUGUAUGUGUAAAAAAAAAAAAAAAAAUGUUACAAAAAUAUUUGUAUGUUUGUCUGGUAUAUUUAAACAACAUAACUACGUAUCCAUUUGUGACAUUUCCAUUUGAUAUCAAUGCUUUUUGUUGAACAUAUAUUUUAUUUUCAACAUGGUGGUACUGAAUUACUUUAUGUACGCAGAUUUAGUUUCCUGUGUCUAUAUUCAAGUUAAUAUAACUUGUGGCUUUUUGCUACGGAGCCAUUUCAUUCAUCCCAAAGAAGAAGAGACAGAACAUGUACAUGUUUUUAUAGACACUUUGCUUUGUUUGUCUGUUACUGUAGCUUUAAGACAUUUUUCAGAUAGGAAUGUUCUGGCUUCAAAUGAAUCAUAUUUUGUAGAUUGUAUUAAACCUAAAUACAAGUCUG
Messenger RNA from Salmo salar (Atlantic salmon), 4392 nucleotides. RefSeq names its product Rho GTPase activating protein 24 (gene arhgap24). NCBI's taxonomy places the organism in Eukaryota, Metazoa, Chordata, Actinopteri, Salmoniformes, Salmonidae. Gene Ontology annotation, biological process: signal transduction; negative regulation of ruffle assembly; wound healing, spreading of epidermal cells. Gene Ontology annotation, molecular function: GTPase activator activity. The record is from RefSeq and is a predicted model, not a curated record. Gene Ontology annotation, cellular component: focal adhesion.